AUAAAAACAGUUUGUUUAUGGCGUUGAUGAUGUGGACAUUAUAGUGUCAACAGCAGCACGAGGCAAGGGGACCGUCCACCAGCUGUGUGAUCUCUGAUACUCUUAAAUUUUCGUGCUGAUUUCUAUUGAUUUUUACCCCACAACUCAUUCAAGAUGUCACAUUACAACUUUAAAAAGAUCACCACGGUCCCCUCGGCCAAGGACUUCAUAAAUAUCAUACUCUCGAAGACACAACGAAAGACUCCUACCGUUGUCCACAAGCAGUUUAAGAUCUCUCGCAUACGUCGUUUCUACAUGACAAAGGUCAAAUAUACUCAGCAAAAUUUCCAUGACAAGCUGACUGCAAUUGUUACAGAGUUCCCAAAAUUAGAGGACUUGCAUCCUUUUUAUGCUGACCUGCUGAACACACUGUAUAAUAAGGACCAUUACAAGCUUUCCCUCGGCCAGAUAAACAUGGCCAGACAUCUCAUAGACAAAGUUGCAAGUGACUAUGUUAAGCUCCUCAAGUAUGGUGACUCCCUCUACAGAUGUAAGCAGUUAAAGAAAAGUGCCUUAGGGCGGAUGGCCACAAUAAUGAAGAAGCAGGGACCCCCUCUGAAGUAUCUUGAGGAUGUAAGACAACAUAUUUCAAGGCUGCCAUCAAUUGAUCCUAAUACCCGAUCACUUCUGCUGUGUGGCUGUCCAAAUGCUGGGAAAUCAUCAUUUAUCAAUUUGAUAACUCGUGCUGAUGUGGAGGUCCAGCCAUACGCCUUUACCACCAAGUCUCUCUAUGUUGGUCACACGGAUUAUGAAUACCUUAGGUGGCAGGUUAUUGAUACACCUGGAGUGUUGGAUCGUCCGUUUGACGAGAUGAAUACCAUAGAAUUGCAGGCCAUUACAGCUCUGGCACACAUCCGUGCAGCUGUCAUUUUCUUCUUGGAUAUCUCUGAAACGUGUGAUGUUCAGAUAGAGCAGCAAAUGAAAAUCUUUGAGAGUAUAAAGCCACUCUUUACAAAUAAGCCUUUAUUGGUGGCAUGCAACAAAGUAGAUGUGAUGGACUUGAAGGAAUUGGGGGAACAGUACCCCGAAAAGCGAGAACUGAUUUCUGCACUGGAACGUGAAGGUAUUCCUGUCCUGGAAAUGUCAACCCUAACACAGCAAGGUGUUAUGGAAGUCAAGAAGGAGGCCUGUGAUCGUCUAUUGGCAAAAAGAGUGGAUGCAAAGAUGCGUUCCAAAAAAUCUGAUUCUAUACUUAAUCGUGUUCAUGUGGCAAUGCCUGCACAGAGGGAUCAGAAAGAGAGGAAACCCUUCAUUCCAGAAUCUGUGCUGAAGGCUAAAGAUAAAGAGGAUACAGAAAAGACUAAACCCCCAAAGAAACUGGAGCGUCAUUUAGAGGAAGAAUUAGUCGACGACUACAGUCUUGACCUCAACAAACAUAAAGAUCUUGAAAAUGAUGAAUGGAAAUAUGACAAGAUUCCACAGUUCUGGAAUGGAUAUAAUGUAGCUGAUUUUGUUGAUCCUGACAUUAUGAAAAAAUUGGAGGAACUUGAAGCAGAAGAGGAGGCUCGGGAAAAGGCUGGAUUCUAUGAUUCAGAUGUGGAAGAAGAAGAUGAAUCCAUGAAGGAAAUCCAUAGGCUAGCCAGUAAAAUCCGUGAGAAGAAAAUCAUUAAUGCAAUAAAUGCUAGGAUUGAUAAGCCUAAAGGCAAAGCUGUAAUGACGCGCGUUUCAAGGAAGCGUGAGCGCGAGAGAUCUGUAUCUCGACUGAGGAAUGAGUUUGAAGAAUUGGGAGUGGACAUGUCCGAUGUGGAUGGCUGUCACUUUACUCGCACCAAGAGUUCAUCACGUUCACGUCCAGCACUUAAGAAGGCUCGCAUGGACUCAGAAGGCAGAGUCCGGUCCAGUUCCAAAACUCCACGUGAUGAGUCUGGAGUCAGAGAUCCAAAGAUGGCUAAGAAAAUGAAGACCAUUGGACGCAAAGCACAAGCAACAUCGAACAAAGAUGGUCGCAAGGGUGAAGGUGAUCGACACAUCUUUAAUCUUAAACCUAAGCAUCUCUUUGCUGGAAAGAGAGGUGCGGGUACAGCUAACAGGAGAUAAAACUCUCUCUUAAAGCCAUAACUCAAAGAGUGAGCUUAUUCAAGAAUUGAUGUGGUAUUAAUUGUUUUUAAGUUGUAUGUUGUUGAUUGAGGGGCAACGACGAUUUCAUUUAUGUUGUCAAUGACUGCAACAUUAGUUAAGUGGUGUUCAUAAAAAUAAAAGGAUAGUUUUCUCUUAUGUUGAACAGACUUCUUGUUUUUGAAAUGAUAUUCAUACUGGGUUAAUGAAUUAAUAUAUAACUUUAUAAAUAUAUUUAACAAAGAAAUGUUUACUCUUAAUGAAAAUGUAAGCACAGAUGAAUGGUCUUUUAAUCAUUAAGGGGCAUUCAUGUUUACCACUUUAUGCUUUCAUUAAGGUCUUUUUGUAGAAAUUAUCAAAUAAUAAAUGAGUCAUACUUC
This is a messenger RNA of Procambarus clarkii (red swamp crayfish), 2474 nucleotides long. RefSeq names its product nucleolar GTP-binding protein 1 (gene Non1). NCBI's taxonomy places the organism in Eukaryota, Metazoa, Arthropoda, Malacostraca, Decapoda, Cambaridae. Gene Ontology annotation, biological process: ribosomal large subunit biogenesis. The record is from RefSeq and is a predicted model, not a curated record. Gene Ontology annotation, molecular function: GTP binding; RNA binding; GTPase activity. Gene Ontology annotation, cellular component: nucleolus.